Agrilus planipennis (emerald ash borer) is the source of this 740-nucleotide messenger RNA. RefSeq lists its product as uncharacterized. Lineage: Eukaryota; Metazoa; Arthropoda; Insecta; Coleoptera; Buprestidae. The record is from RefSeq and is a predicted model, not a curated record. Bases 21 to 722 code for a protein of 233 amino acids. The transcript has 2 exons.
UCGUACGGUUCGGUCGUACGAUGAGCGAGUUGCGCAAUGCCACGCCCACCGAGACAACCAAUCGCCGGUAUUCUAUGUCAGGCAGCGCAAGUUCCAAAAAAGAUAAACAGCGUGAUGAUGAUGAAACCACGCAGGUGACCGGCCCAUAUCCCGAGGACGUCUUCAGCUGCGACGCCCGACGGCUUUAUAAAAUGGUACGUCGUUUAAUUCCAAUGAAAGCGGAAACGAUCAAGGUAGCCGACAGGAAGAUGAUUAGAGAAACAGCGGAUGAGAUAAUGGAACGGCUCAUCCAGAUAACCGAGAUAGUGAAAGAACUGCGACACAACCUAAAAUUGAAGGACCAAAAAAUCGAGGAAGUACAAAAGGCGAAAAACGUAAGUACCCCGAUUUUUUCUUAUGCGGAAAGAGUGAAAGCAGGUGGUAAUAGUGUUAGUUUUACCCCAAAACCCCAAAUCAGCGAAUCUUCCCAUACGGUACGCGUCCAGGCCAAAGAAUCUGAUAAGAAUGCUAAUUUUGUUAAAAAAGUAAUAAUGCGUACAGUCGAUUCCAUCAAAAGCAAUAUAUUAGUAAAAAAUGUUAGGGCAACCAAAUCGGGAGACGUAGUUGUAGAUUGCGCAAAUAAAGAAGACGCCGAAAAAAUUAAAUUGACCUUGAAUAUGAAGGCCAAAAACGAUGUAGCGGUUAGGGACGUUAAAAAAACGCUGGCCACGUGUCAGAAUUGAUAGGAUUAGUAAAGAGCU